Molecule: messenger RNA, 2789 nt
Organism: Rhinolophus ferrumequinum (greater horseshoe bat)
Lineage: Eukaryota; Metazoa; Chordata; Mammalia; Chiroptera; Rhinolophidae
Gene: LHX1
Product: LIM homeobox 1
Exons: 6
Coding region: 1096-2316 (406 amino acids)
Biological process (GO): regulation of transcription by RNA polymerase II; neuron differentiation
Cellular component (GO): nucleus
Molecular function (GO): DNA-binding transcription factor activity, RNA polymerase II-specific; RNA polymerase II transcription regulatory region sequence-specific DNA binding
Source: RefSeq, a predicted model, not a curated record
CUUCCAGAGCUCAGCCAACAGCCGGGAGCAGUGACCGAGCCGCCGGAGCUGGGGAGAGACGCGCUGGGGCGGCGGACUGGGCCAGGAGACCAGGGACAGAGGGACGCUUGUCCAGGGAGAGCCAGCAACGAACCGCGGCCUGGGCGGCGACAGCUGCGGCCGGUGCCGAGCUGUUCCCGCGGCGCAGAACUCUAGCCGCUGCACCAGGACGUUUUUAAAAGCUCUCCAAGCUACUCCCCCUCCUCCCGACUCCUCCCGCUGCAAAAGGAAAAAAAAAGGAAGGAAGGAAAGAGGCUAGAAAGGAAACCCAGAUUUGCCACUACAACGAAAAAACAGGGGAAAAGAAAAAGUCGAGCGACUGUAGGGUUGGACGCAGGCAGCCGGAGCGUGGGCCAGCGAUGCGGGGCUGCGCGCCCAGGCGGCCGCGAAUGGUGACUGGAGCCACGAUGCGCGGCCAGGCGCGGUGAGGAGCCAGCCCGUCUCAUCUCCUCGAAGGAGUCCAGGCGCAGGGAGGGCGGUCCCGAGAACACGGAGGCCGCCAGGCAGGCCACCGGUCGAGAGGAGGGGAAAUCCCGGUGGCUGAAAGCCGGGCACACACACACCCGUCCUCAUAUCCCGACAAAAGCAGAUGCACUUUGACUUCUGACAGCUCUACCUCAAGCCCGAGAGAACUCAGCGGCGCUUUCCCUGCAACCCGAGCUCGCCGCGUCGUCUUCUUCCUUCUCGUCUCCGUCUUAUUUAUUUAUUUACGUCCCCGUCACUGUUCUCGGUGACCUUCACUCUUUCGCGGGCUCUGGGCAGAAGAGUCGCUUUCGCACCCGCCUGAGACUCUCUUCCUGGCCACAGGAGCUGCGGCGGCGCUUCUGUGCCCCGGGGCCCUGGGACUACCGGGCUGCACACCACUGAGGUGCCUCCCGGCCCCCAUUGGCCUCGUUUCCCCCUCUUUUGAUUUCCUGGUGCGGGUUUUGGCCUGCACCGCCGAGUGUGUCUCCUCUUUUUGGAGGGCCUGGAGAGUUCUUGCCAGUCGUCUUCGGGAGUCAUCUCGGCCCUACCUGCUCUUCUCUCUCCGGGCCUCACCCGACCAAACCAAAGACCAUGGUGCACUGUGCCGGCUGCAAAAGGCCCAUCCUGGACCGCUUCCUCUUGAACGUGCUGGACAGGGCCUGGCACGUCAAGUGCGUCCAGUGCUGUGAAUGUAAGUGCAACCUGACCGAGAAGUGCUUCUCCCGGGAUGGCAAGCUCUACUGCAAGAACGACUUCUUCCGGUGUUUCGGUACCAAAUGCGCGGGCUGCGCGCAGGGCAUCUCCCCUAGCGACCUGGUGCGGAGAGCACGCAGCAAAGUGUUUCACCUGAACUGCUUCACCUGCAUGAUGUGUAACAAGCAGCUCUCUACUGGAGAGGAGCUCUACAUCAUCGACGAGAACAAGUUCGUCUGCAAAGAGGAUUACCUAAGCAACAGCAGUGUCGCCAAAGAGAACAGCCUCCAUUCGGCCACCACGGGCAGUGACCCCAGUUUGUCUCCGGACUCCCAAGACCCAUCGCAGGACGACGCCAAGGACUCGGAGAGCGCCAAUGUAUCGGACAAGGAAGGGGGCAGCAACGAGAAUGACGACCAGAACCUGGGCGCCAAGCGGCGGGGGCCGCGCACCACCAUCAAAGCCAAGCAGCUGGAGACGCUGAAGGCCGCCUUCGCCGCGACGCCCAAGCCCACCCGCCAUAUCCGCGAGCAGCUGGCUCAGGAGACUGGCCUCAACAUGCGCGUCAUCCAGGUCUGGUUCCAGAACCGACGCUCCAAGGAACGGAGGAUGAAGCAGCUGAGCGCGCUGGGCGCCCGGCGCCACGCCUUCUUCCGCAGUCCUCGCCGGAUGCGGCCGCUUGUGGACCGCCUGGAGCCGGGCGAGCUCAUCCCCAACGGGCCCUUCUCCUUCUACGGAGAUUACCAGAGCGAGUACUACGGGCCUGGGGGCAACUACGACUUCUUCCCGCAAGGUCCCCCGUCCUCGCAGGCUCAGACGCCAGUGGACCUGCCCUUCGUGCCAUCGUCCGGACCGUCCGGGACGCCUCUGGGCGGCCUAGAGCACCCGCUGCCGGGCCACCACCCGUCGAGCGAGGCGCAGCGAUUCACCGACAUCCUGGCGCAUCCCCCGGGGGACUCCCCUAGCCCCGAGCCCAGCCUGCCCGGGCCUCUCCAUUCAAUGUCUGCUGAGGUCUUCGGGCCCAGUCCGCCCUUCUCGUCGCUGUCGGUCAACGGCGGGGCGAGCUAUGGGAACCAUCUGUCUCAUCCCCCCGAAAUGAACGAGGCGGCCGUGUGGUAGCGGAGUCUCGCACGGUCCGCGGAGUUCGUGGUUGUACAGAAAUGAACUUUUAUUUAAGAAAAAUAGAAAAAAGAAAAAAAACAAAAAGCAAGUCACUUCCCCACACCUUCCUCCAGCCUCGGGGACCAUUUUCCAUCUGGGGAGACCAGAUAGGAAAGGGGGACACGAAAUAGGAUCCAAAUCUGCCUGGAGGUAGGGCUGGGAUCCGCGCUGGCUGGCAAGGUGCAGGACCCGGGCUCCCGAAGGGAAAUGUAGACCUCUCCCCACUUCCCACCUGGACCCGGAUCCGUGGAGAGACGGCGCGAGCAUGCACUUCCGGCGGGCGGUGCAGAAACACCCACGGCGGCCGCAGGGGCGCACAGCCAGAGGUGACGCCAGGAGCCGCAGGGAGGGAGGUUGCAGCGGGGUGAGGGAGGUGAAGCGGCCCGGGGCGCUCCUGGGCCAGCCAGGAGAGUUCUGGCUCUGGGAAAUCU